Molecule: messenger RNA, 1413 nt
Organism: Komagataella phaffii GS115
Lineage: Eukaryota; Fungi; Ascomycota; Pichiomycetes; Pichiales; Pichiaceae
Product: Transcriptional activator that enhances pseudohyphal growth
Exons: 1
Coding region: 1-1413 (470 amino acids)
Biological process (GO): positive regulation of transcription by RNA polymerase II
Cellular component (GO): nucleus
Molecular function (GO): DNA-binding transcription factor activity; sequence-specific DNA binding
Source: RefSeq, a predicted model, not a curated record
AUGAAUAACAAGCUUCCAAAAUCUGGAGCGUCGUCCACCAAUUACAGCUCUAAGCCGUUUAACUUGAAAAGCAUCUUACACGAAGAGGACAAUGACUCGAAUAUCGGACCUUCUGCCUUGCAAGGCAAGGGAAAGAGUUCACAGGGAUCAUCACUGUCAGGAAUUGACUCACCUACGUCUGCUACUUCUCAAUCAACCUAUCAGGCGCAAGAUAUCUCACAGAGUUCAACAUCAACUGUCAAACAGGUUUCCCAGUUCGAAGAACGUAUCCAGCCUGGCCAUGCAAUGGGAAGCCAUUUGAAUAGUCCACCAAACACUACAGCAAAGGAGACAUCCGACCAAAACACCAACCUUCCUUCGGGUGAAUCUUCACCCUCAUCAACCGCGGGAGCUGAUAUCGAUGAUAUCAUCAAAUCUAACAACUUGAUCACUUCCGUACAAUGGGAUGAAGAGAACACAGUCGUUUACCAGUAUGUUGUCCAAAAAAUACCUCUAUCAAGGCGGGCUGAUAAUGAUUACGUCAAUGCUACAAAACUAUUGAAUCUCACUGGAAUGCGAAGAGGUAGACGAGACGGUAUUCUUAAACUCGAGAAGCAGCGGCAAGUGGUCAAGACUGGUACGAUAGAUCUCAAAGGCGUUUGGGUUCCGCUUAAGAGAGCGAUCAAGCUUGCCAAGGCGGAACAGGUUUUCCAGAAAGCACGGUUGAUAUUCGUCACCAAUAUUGCUGAUUAUUACCACACUCAAAUAGACUCAUUGGGGUUGAAUGAGGAACAGAAAAGGUUGGUUCUAGCACGUUUACGUCGCAAAACGAAAACAAAAGAAUCUUCUACGAAGACCCUCCAAACGUAUCAGCUUCCAUGGUUCAGUCCCGCUCAACCAACUUUCGUUACUAGCCACCAGACGCCCGUGGUGCAUCUUACAGGCUCAACGAUACCGAGUCACGGCCAAAGACAAGACUUUUACCAAUAUGGACAGUAUUCUUCGCCAUACGGACUUGGAGUACGUGCUGACAAUGUCGGAGCAGGAAUUGCACCGUCAUAUACAUCACAUGUCUCCAAUCCGCCCUUAUCUGGCUUACCCCAACAUUCCCUCGUACCCCUACCUCUGCCCAAACAUUCCCUUGGUUCUCCAAGCAUGGUGCCGCCCAUUACCCCACAGUCAGCUGCGACUAAUUCCGCCCCACAACAACCAUUUCAAGUCAAUCCAUUCGUAGCACAUCAUGGCAGGCCUCCUUUUUCAACAACAAACUCACCAAGCCAACUGCCUACAAUACUUACGCCGAGAAUGGAAUCUUCUUCGAUGUCGUCAGCUUCCUCAAAUGAAAUUCCCUCUCCUUAUCACAGUUAUUCGCAUGGCCAACAACCCCAAGACAAAAACAAGAACUACGACCAACAUCACAGUAGUUAUCCAUAG